AUGGCCAACGCAUUCGACAGCUCUGAUAAUGAGGACCCGUUUGCAUCGCCGCCCAGCCCAGCGCCAGGUCGUUCUACGAUUCCCGCCAAUCAGAACUUUGAUACCGACGAAGCCCGCGAGGCUGCGUUGCGCAAGGAGCUUGAAGGGGUCAGGAAGAUAAACGAAGUGAUAGAGGGCGUCAUUGGGACGUUAGAGCGGGCCAAGGGCAACAUGGGCACCGUUUCUAAGACAGUAGACAACGCCUCUACGCUGCUCAACACCUGGACUCGCAUCCUCUCGCAAACGGAGCAUAACCAGCGCUUGAUCCUCAACACAGAAUGGAAGGGCGCCACGCAGGACCUCGUUGACAUGGAGAACGAGGCGCUGCAGAAGCAGCAGGAAGCCGAGAGGCGGACAGCUGAAGCGGAACGGCGGCGCGAAGAGGCGCGGGGGAAAGCACAAGAGGAGGAAAUGAGGAGGGCGGCGGGAACCUCAUCGUCAUCGAGGGGAACUGUCCGUGGCGGCACAAGGGGAAGGGUCACAGGGCGGACAAGGGGCGGCGUAUCGACGUCAUCUUCAUCGACAACGUACGGGAGUGAUGCAAGGCCGAGCAGCGUUGCCGGCUCAAGAAACACGUCGGGAAUAGGAAGAGGAGGAUUCGGGUACGCGAGGGGAGGACGGUCAAGGGGCGUGAGAUGA
Messenger RNA from Chaetomium strumarium, 678 nucleotides. Its product is annotated as DASH complex subunit Duo1-domain-containing protein. Gene Ontology annotation, cellular component: mitotic spindle; DASH complex. The transcript is spliced from 2 exons. The record is from RefSeq and is a predicted model, not a curated record. The coding region runs from base 1 to 678 and encodes 225 amino acids. NCBI's taxonomy places the organism in Eukaryota, Fungi, Ascomycota, Sordariomycetes, Sordariales, Chaetomiaceae. Gene Ontology annotation, biological process: mitotic cell cycle.